AUGUCUAACCGUUUCCAAGACCACUGUCUGAGUAAGGCUUUCGAAUUAUUGGGAGUCACCAGAGGACCGCUUACAAACAACAAAAAAGCUAAAUGGUGGCAGCCAAACGUGGAAGAAAAAGUGAGAAAUAAGAAAAACCGUUUUAAGAUCUGGCAAAAAAGCGGCAGCGAUGAUGAUCGCGAAAUCUAUCGCAGAGUAAAAAAAAGAGGCGAAAAGGAAGGUUGCUCGUGCUAUGGCGACCUGUGA
Danaus chrysippus (African queen) is the source of this 246-nucleotide messenger RNA. The record is from the annotation of a GenBank genome assembly. NCBI's taxonomy places the organism in Eukaryota, Metazoa, Arthropoda, Insecta, Lepidoptera, Nymphalidae.